This is a messenger RNA of Pseudoliparis swirei, 4181 nucleotides long. RefSeq names its product zinc finger BED domain-containing protein 4. The transcript has 5 exons. Lineage: Eukaryota; Metazoa; Chordata; Actinopteri; Perciformes; Liparidae. The record is from RefSeq and is a predicted model, not a curated record. Bases 339 to 2426 code for a protein of 695 amino acids. Gene Ontology annotation, molecular function: protein dimerization activity.
CGCUGCCUCCUCUUCACUUGCGUCCUAACAACGGAUGGGAGCGCAGGAAAGACGGAUGUAGCUUCACUCUUCCAUGUAUUGGAUGUUUCCAGACGAACACAGCAGCCUGUGUAGUCAGAUUGUGGUCGAUUUCCGACGUGAACACCACGCAACUCCUGCCUGAGAUCACAUUUUCUUUUGUCUGGCGUCAACAUUUUUUGGUAUGUGGGAUCAGGGAUUGAAAAGUAAACACUCCGGCCUGCGCUCAUGAUCGGUGGCGAGGUGAGAUUGAUAGCCUACCUCGGACUCGGAUUGUCCUUGAUCGCAAGUUGAUUUGACUUCGGAGCGGAGCAGCUCCAAUGGCGUCAGUUUCGAAGGUGUCUAUUCUGGAUUACUUUCAUAUUGUGUUUGAAGGUGAAAAUGGCAAAAUCGAGUCCAACUGCAAGGCUUGUGGUACGAGGAUCCAGGCGAAGCGGAGUGUCACGUCCAACUUCGUAACGCAUCUCAAGCGAAAGCACCAGGCUAUGUAUGAUGACUUUGUGAAAAGGAAGGAUAUGAAGAGAGAGGGUUACUCCUCUGGUUCCCUGCACAGUUUUACCACAAAUGGAGGGAAUACCCGCUACACUCUCCCCAUCAGUACUCGAGUGGCAGGUGGAGGAGGAGGAAAUGCUGGAGGAAUGGGAACUCUUGAGGGAGGAGUAGGUGGAGGCUCUGGCGGAGGCGUGACCAAGUUUGACAGACAUGACCCACGUCAGGUUCUGAUCUCUGAGGCUGUAGCUAAGAUGAUUGUGCGUGAUCUGCAGCCAGUAUCCAUAGUGGAAAAUCAAGGCUUCAGAGAGCUACUUCAGCUCCUGGAGCCACGUUACAUCCCUGAGCCACAGCUCUACAUCCAGAGCCAGCUACUACCGGCCUACGUCUACCAGGCUCAGCUAGCAACCCGUCAGGCACUGGCCUCAGCGCACGCACUCAGUCUCAGCCUGGAUCUCUGGAGGGGCUUAACUGGAGCCACUUCAGGGUACAUCGGUGUCACCUGUCAUUUUCUCACAUCUGAUUGGCAGAUGCGCUCAGCUCUCCUGGCGUGCCUUCCCCUGACAGGAGGCAGCUCUGGGAAUCGUGUGCUUUCAGAUUUUGAUGAAGUAUGUCACUCUCAUGGCGUGUCGGGGAGAGCGUUUCGUGUGGUUGUGGACCAUUUCCUCGCAGCAACAACGACUGCAAAGCCAUGUUGUCUUCCUGGUUUCCUGGUCGAACCUUCUCUCGCCAACGGGCAAGAUGAAGAGGACGGGGGAGAAGUGGACAAUGGUACCAAUGUGGAGGGAGAGAUCAGGAAUGGCCAUGGCGAUGGAGGAGAGGAAGGAGAGUGGGAGGACUUGUGGGAGCAGGGUCUGGGUGUUUGUCGCGUGGACUGUUUCUCUCGCUCUCUUGAACAGUGUGUCAGAGAGGGGUUACGCUCCUGUCCACAGGUCACUUCCACUCUGGCCAAGGCUUCCUGUUUCUACAACUACAUUACCUCUGCUGUCCCCCCGGAGAAACUUAGCCAGGUGUUUGAUGGUCUGGGGGCAGGAAACACCCCCCCUGUAGCAAGAGACUGGGCUGCUCAGCUUAAGGUGCUUCGUCGGUUGCUGGACUCAGUGGAGUUCUUGGAGGAGUUGAGUGGUCCAGGAGAGAUGGUGCUGGGCGGUUCAGAGAGAGGCCUGCUGAGGGAGCUCACGGACACUUUGGAGCCCUUCACUGAGGCCUGGGACAUGGUGCACGGGGACAGACAGGCAGACAUACAGACAGAUAGACAUGUGUCCAUCAGCCUGGCUCUGCCUUGUGUUCUCGGCCUCCGGAAGCAUCUCUCUGAGACCUCAACCCCCCACUGCCCCUCUCUCCUGGUGGGCCUAAGCCAGGCUGUAGAGCGUCGGCUGGCGCCGGUCCUGGAGGACCCUCUCUACAUCACUGCCACCACCCUGGACCCCCAGUUUAAGCUCACUUGGAGCAGCAACCCUGACUGGCACAGACAAGUUCUCAUCGAGGAGUUGUCCAAACAUUCCACAGCCUCCAGCCCCGUAGACCCCAACACCAACAUUGAUCCUCGAUCCCAGACCCCUCCUGCCCCGGCUCCAUCACCGGUCUCCUCGCUUUCCCGGCCCUGCAAGCUGUUCUCUUUCAUCAAGCAGAGACCCACAGCACAGGCCAAGAGCCUGGAGCAGGAGUUGGCCGUCUACCUACGGGAGGAACCCACCGACGAGGUGGCUUUGCAUUACUGGCAGCGUAAAGCAAUCGACUUUCCUCUGCUUGCUCAGGUGGCCAAGAGGGCGUUUACCAUUCCUGCUUGUGGCACUGUAGUCGAGAGCAUUUUUACUAUUGCAGAGCGCUGUCUGCGGCCAGAGAGAGGCCGAGUCUUGCCAAAAAACCUGGAGACGCUCAUCUACCUCAAAGCGAACUACAGAUUAUUAUGGACUUAAAGCUAGGAGUCAAGCAUUUAUUUUACCUAAAAAGCAACUCAAUACUUUAUGCCUACAGAAAAGUUACUUCUUGAAUACUAACCUCUUUUCCUCACAAAGGAAACUGGGCUAGAGACAUGACAUCUUACUGAUGCUCAUGCUACACACCAUUCAAUGUGAGAUGGAAUGAAUUACUCAUAAUUUCACAGCUCCGACUCAGUUCCCCUUCAUAAGAAGGUUUCUCCAGAUUGUUGUCGGGGUGGAUUGCUGUCCGUUUACCACGUCGCCCGAAUGCAGACUUUCAUAGCAUAUGCUGUGGGCCGAGCGGACUAGAAGCAGAUCAAUACAAAAGCAUUUACUUUGACACUAUUAAUUACCUGCUCAGGGUCUUCAGAUAACUGCAAGACCACAAAUGCCCAGACUCUCUGUAACUCCCAAACCCAAACAGCUUGGGUCUGUGCACCGACAUGCCGACAAUAACCAAAUGGUCAAUUAUUUCAUACUUAAGCAUCUGAUUUAUUCUCACUGAUAUACAAUAACCCUAGAGGUUGUAACUAAUUCAUUUGUUGUUGUUUUUGAAGGAGGACAUCAGCUGAUAAACAAUAUAUCAGUGCUUCAUCCACUUAUUAUUUUCUAUUUCUGUGUGUAUGCCUCAUCAUGGACAUCAUAAUAAACAAGUUUCACUUGAUAACGCAGAAGUGCACUCAUGCAUAUACGUUGCGCACCUUCUUUAUUUUGCCAAUGGAGAAAAACAGAAAUCUGCAUAAUUAAUACAUUUUGAUUCAUUUAUAUUUUCCUCUGCCAGUCCUUUAUCACAGUAUAUGUGCCCUGUCACAGUGGAGGUCAAUUUCCCUUUAUUUAUGAGUAUUUCUUUGCUUUUUCAAUCAAUUUCAAAACAUCUGAGCUUUUAGGGAAUUUAAAUUGGUUUGCCUCUGCCCUGGUAAACUAGUGGAGGGUGUGUGCAUGUGGCACAACAUUGCCUGUUGCAUUGUCGGACCUCACUGAAAUAUGUUGAAACCCCUUUGCUGGGCACCACUUUGAAGGACACAGUGUGAACAUUGCAGUGUGCAUUUGCCUUUAUUCAGGGACUGUGUUCCUCUUGGCCAGUGGGGAGCAGGCCGAGUAAUUGCAUGUAAUUCCAUUACAGUUAAAUUGUAGUCCGCGGGCAGCAGUCGCAUCCCACGCGGUCCUUUUCUCAAAUCCAGCUUGGCCCACAAAAGUUGAUUACUAAAGUACUUAGAAAUAAAUGGCUGGAAACUAAAUGUAGCUACAAUACAAGUGUUCUCUAAUGCUACAUCAGAAGGCACAAACUGCUUCAAUGCAUUGAUUAUGUUUUUAUGAUUAAAAAAAUCUAUUUGAAGAUGGGCGGCUGUGAAGGAAAUGUAAUGGAUCAUUUUAUAACGAUGCAAUGAUUACACCUCUUUUUCACAGACUGCGGAACAGCUUCAUGUCAGUGUAACUGUUUUGAGUUGAAAACCACUUCUGAUGAAGUGUGUUAAUCUGGGUGAGAUAACAUGAGAUUUUCCUUCCAGAUCAUAAUGAUCAAAGAUGGCUGUGAUCUUCAUGAGUAUCCCUGCAGGAUGUCUCUGUGGAUUCAGAUGUGAUGCUAGAUUUCAGUGUGGAAGUGUCAGUGUGUUUAGCUUUGAAAAGUGUUUUUGCCUAGAUCCAUGGGUGGUGUUGUUGUUGUUGUUUGUGAGUGUAUGUAGAGCUGCUUAAAGUGUCUCUCCCUUCCCCCACUGGCUGUGACAGCUCAUCCAUUAAAGUUAGUUAAGCAGG